Molecule: messenger RNA, 4718 nt
Organism: Cynocephalus volans (Philippine flying lemur)
Lineage: Eukaryota; Metazoa; Chordata; Mammalia; Dermoptera; Cynocephalidae
Exons: 2
Biological process (GO): virion assembly; proteolysis
Molecular function (GO): zinc ion binding; RNA-DNA hybrid ribonuclease activity; aspartic-type endopeptidase activity
Source: RefSeq, a predicted model, not a curated record
AUGGGACAAAAUAACUCUACCCCUCUCUCCCUCACUCUAGAUCACUGGAGGGACGUGAGAGCAAGGGCUCACAAUCUGUCCGUGGAAAUCAGAAAGGGAAAAUGGCGGACCUUUUGUUCCUCCGAGUGGCCCACGUUCGGUGUCGGGUGGCCGCCGGAAGGAACUUUUAAUGUUUCUGUUAUUUCCGCAGUUAAAAGGAUUGUCUUUCAGGAAAUCGGGGGACACCCGGACCAAGUUCCAUAUAUCGUGGUGUGGCAAGACCUCGCCCAGAGUCCCCCGCCAUGGAUGCCGCCCUCCGUCAAGGUCGCUGUCGUCUCCAGUCCAGAGAGGCCAUCCGCUCCUCCCCGACCCCCCAUCUACCCGGCAACAGACGACUUGCUCCUUCUCUCUGAGCCCCCGCCCUAUCCGGCAGCCCUGCCACCUCCUCUGGCCCCUCAGGCGGUCGGACCGGCGCCAGGCCAGGCGCCCGAUAUCUCCGAUCCUGAGGGACCAGCCGCGGGGACCAGGAGUCGCCGUGCCCGCAGUCCGGCAGACGACUCGGGUCCUGACUCCACUGUGAUUUUACCCCUCCGAGCCAUAGGACCCCCAGCCGAGCCCAACGGCCUAGUCCCUCUGCAAUAUUGGCCUUUCUCUUCAGCAGAUCUUUAUAAUUGGAAAUCUAAUCAUCCUUCUUUUUCUGAAAAUCCAGCAGGACUCACGGGGCUCCUUGAGUCUCUUAUGUUUUCUCAUCAGCCCACCUGGGACGAUUGCCAACAGCUCCUACAGAUUCUCUUCACCACGGAGGAACGAGAAAGGAUUCUCCUUGAGGCCCGCAAGAAUGUCCUGGGGGACAACGGGGCCCCUACUCAACUCGACAACCUCAUAAAUGAGGCCUUCCCCCUCAAUCGACCUCAGUGGGACUACAACACAGCCGCAGGUAGGGAGCGUCUCCUGGUCUACCGCCGGACUCUAGUGGCAGGUCUCAAAGGGGCAGCUCGGCGCCCCACCAAUUUGGCUAAGGUAAGAGAGGUCUUACAAGGACCGGCAGAACCCCCUUCGGUUUUCUUAGAACGCCUAAUGGAGGCCUAUAGGAGAUACACUCCGUUUGAGCCCUCUUCUGAGGGGCAGCAGGCUGCAGUUGCCAUGGCCUUCAUCGGACAGUCAGCCCCAGAUAUUAAAAAAAAGUUACAGAGGCUAGAGGGGCUCCAAGAUUAUUCCUUGCAAGAUUUAGUGAGGGAGGCAGAAAAAGUGUACCACAAAAGGGAGACAGAAGAAGAAAGACAAGAAAGAGAAAAAAAAGAGGCAGAAGAGAGAGAAAGGCGGCGCGAUAAGCGCCAAGAAAAAAACUUGACUAGGAUUUUGGCCGCAGUGAUAAGUGAAAAAGGUUCUAGAGAUAGGCAGACAGGGAAUUUGAGCAACCAGGCAAGAAAGACACCUAGGGAUAAAAGAUCUCCUCUGGACAAAGACCAGUGCGCAUACUGUAAAGAAAAGGGUCACUGGGCAAGAGAAUGUCCCCGAAAGAAAAACGUCAGAGAAGCCAAAGUUCUGUCCCUAGAUGACUAGGGGAGUCAAGGUUCGGACCCCCUCCCCGAACCCAGGAUAACGCUGACUGUGGAGGGGACUCCCAUUGAGUUCCUGGUCGAUACCGGGGCUGAACAUUCAGUUUUGACCCAACCCCUGGGAAGGGUAGGGUCCAGACGGACAGUCGUACAAGGAGCAACAGGGAGCAAAGUCUACCCCUGGACCACAAAGAGACUUUUAAAGGCUGGACAUAAACAGGUGACCCACUCCUUUCUGGUCAUACCCGAGUGCCCCGCCCCUUUGUUGGGUAGGGACCUCUUAACCAAAUUAAAGGCCCAGAUCCAGUUUUCUGCUGAGGGCCCACAAGUAACAUGGGAAGACCGCCCUACACUGUGCCUGACCCUGAACCUAGAAGAAGAAUACCGGCUACAUGAAAAGCCAGGUCCCUCCUCUAUCGACCCAUCCUGGCUCCAACUUUUUCCCACUGUAUGGGCAGAGAGGGCAGGCAUGGGACUGGCCAAUCAAGUCCCACCAGUGGUAGUGGAACUAAGAUCAGGUGCCUCACCGGUGGCUGUUCGACAAUAUCCAAUGAGCAAGGAAGCCCGGGAAGGUAUCAGACCCCACAUCCAGAGGUUCUUAGACCUAGGGGUCUUGGUGCCCUGUCAAUCGCCCUGGAAUACCCCUCUACUACCUGUAAAAAAGCCAGGGACCAAUGACUAUCGGCCAGUCCAGGACCUAAGAGAAAUUAAUAAAAGGGUACAGGAUAUUCAUCCCACCGUCCCAAACCCUUACAGCCUUCUGAGUUCCCUUCCGCCCAGCCACACUUGGUAUUCAGUCUUAGAUCUCAAGGAUGCCUUUUUCUGCCUCAAGCUACACCCCAGCAGCCAGCCGCUAUUCGCGUUCGAGUGGAAAGACCCAGAAAAAGGUAACACAGGUCAGUUGACCUGGACACGGCUGCCCCAAGGGUUCAAGAACUCUCCCACUCUCUUCGACGAGGCCCUCCACCGAGAUUUGGCCCCCUUUAGGGCCCUCAACCCUCAGGUAGUGCUACUCCAAUAUGUAGACGACCUCUUGGUGGCAGCCCCCACAUAUAGAGACUGCAAAGAAGGGACACAGAAGCUCCUACAGGAAUUGAGUAAAUUAGGGUACCGGGUAUCGGCUAAAAAGGCCCAGCUCUGCCGAAGAGAGGUCACCUAUCUGGGGUACCUACUCAGGGGGGGAAAAAGAUGGCUGACCCCGGCCCGAAAGGCUACUGUUAUGAAGAUCCCCGCUCCCACGACCCCCAGACAGGUCCGUGAAUUUCUGGGCACUGCAGGAUUCUGCAGGCUCUGGAUCCCUGGGUUUGCUUCCAUAGCUGCACCCCUGUAUCCCUUAACAAAGGAAAGCAUCCCUUUUACCUGGACUGAGGAACAUCAGAAAGCUUUUGACCACAUAAAAAAAGCCUUGCUGUCAGCCCCCGCUUUGGCCCUCCCAGACCUCACCAAACCAUUUACUCUAUACGUAGAUGAGAGGGCCGGUGUGGCCCGGGGAGUGCUUACUCAGACUUUAGGACCCUGGCGGCGGCCAGUAGCUUACCUAUCAAAAAAAUUGGAUCCAGUGGCUAGCGGGUGGCCAACCUGCCUGAAAGCGGUUGCAGCCGUGGCACUCCUUCUCAAGGACGCUGAUAAGUUAACCUUGGGACAGAAUGUGACUGUGAUUGCUUCCCAUAGCCUCGAAAGCAUUGUGCGGCAGCCCCCCGACCGGUGGAUGACCAAUGCCAGGAUGACUCAUUACCAGAGCCUGCUGCUAAAUGAAAGGAUAUCGUUUGCACCCCCUGCCGUCCUGAACCCAGCUACCCUCCUACCAGUCGAGUCGGAAGCCACCCCAGUACACAGGUGCUCAGAGAUCCUCGCCGAAGAAACUGGAACUCGACGAGACCUGAAGGACCAGCCAUUGCCCGGGGUGCCAGCCUGGUAUACGGACGGUAGCAGUUUCAUCGCGGAAGGUAAACGGAGAGCAGGGGCCGCCAUCGUAGAUGGCAAGCGGACGGUGUGGACAAGCAGCCUGCCAGAAGGUACGUCAGCCCAGAAGGCCGAACUAGUGGCUUUGACGCAGGCAUUACGCCUGGCCGAAGGAAAAAACAUCAACAUCUACACCGACAGCAGGUAUGCUUUUGCCACUGCUCACAUUCAUGGGGCAAUAUAUAAACAGAGGGGGUUGCUCACUUCUGCGGGAAAAGACAUUAAAAACAAGGAAGAAAUUUUGGCCCUGCUAGAGGCCAUUCACCUCCCUAAGCGGGUCGCCAUUAUCCACUGCCCCGGCCACCAGAGGGGAAAUGACCCUGUGGCCACCGGGAACCGGAGGGCCGACGAGGCUGCAAAACAAGCCGCCCUGUCGACCAGAGUGCUGGCAGAAACUACAAAACCUCAAGAGCUAAUCGAACCCGCCCAGGUUAAGGCCGAGCCAAGAGAGCUCACCCCUGACCGGGGGAAAGAAUUUAUUCAGCGGUUGCAUCAGUUGACACACUUAGGACCAGAAAAGCUUCUCCAAUUAGUAAACCGCACCAGCCUCCUCAUCCCGAACCUCCAGUCUGUAGUUCGCGAGGUCACCAGUCGGUGUCAGGCUUGUGUCAUGACUAAUGCGGUCCCAACCUACCGAGAGAUCGGAAAGAGACAACGAGGAGAUCGACCCGGCGUGUACUGGGAGGUAGACUUCACAGAGGUAAAGCCUGGCCGGUAUGGAAACAGGCUUUAGAAGUUGUGAAGACCCAGAUCUGGGACCAGAUCAAGGAGGUGUACAAGCCCGGUACCGUGACAAUCCCCCACCCGUUCCAGGUCGGAGACCGAGUGCUUGUCAGACGCCACCGACCCAGCAGCCUUGAGCCUCGGUGGAAAGGCCCGUACCUGGUGUUGCUGACCACCCCGACCGCAGUAAAAGUCGACGGUAUCGCUGCCUGGGUCCAUGCUUCUCACCUCAAGCCUGCACCACCCUCGGCACCAGAUGAGUCUUGGGAGCUGGAAAAGACUGAUCAUCCUCUUAAGCUGCGUUUUCGGCGGCGGCAGAACGAGUUGGAGUGAAAACCCUCACCAGCCUGUGACCCUCACCUGGCAGGUACUGUCCCAAACUGGGAACGUUGUCUGGAAGACAGAGAAAGUCCAGCCCCCUUGGACUUGGUGGCCCAUUCUUACACCUGAUGUAUGUGCCCUGGCGGCCGGUCUUGAGUCCUGGGAUAUCCCAGA